This is a messenger RNA of Colletotrichum navitas, 777 nucleotides long. RefSeq lists its product as uncharacterized. The record is from RefSeq and is a predicted model, not a curated record. Bases 1 to 777 code for a protein of 258 amino acids. NCBI's taxonomy places the organism in Eukaryota, Fungi, Ascomycota, Sordariomycetes, Glomerellales, Glomerellaceae. The transcript is spliced from 4 exons.
AUGAACCCAGACAUAGCCUUUGAUGCGCAACAACUUGGCGAACCAGUUCCUCGCAAUUCCCACUCAGCAGAACUCGUUUAUGUGACAGAGAGUGAGGAACUCAUUUGCUUUGGAAUGUUAACGACGCUGACCGCCCACGUUGUUGACCCACUGCCCCUAAGUAGAUACAGAGAAUCUGAAGCUCCCAUUCACCUGCAAGGUGAUCGGAGCUUGGUAUUUUCUGACUCGGGGCUAAAGUGUGGGAAGAUCGAAUCCCGUGACAGCCAAUUACUCCAGUUACUUACGAAUGAAGGUAUUGAAUUUGACUUAUUAUAUCUUCAUCGAGACCACCACCUGUCGCCUGACUCCGUGUCAAUAUUGGCCACAAUAUACGGGCCUCGUGAAAAGGCCAAGAGUCUCGGGGUAGUUUUGCAAAGCUUGGAUUAUUACUUGCAAGACCCCAAAUUCGCUGUCAGAGACUUGGAGUAUUUUAACCCACACCGCUUUGCAAAUACUCCGGAUGCUCGGGCAACAGACUUCCGCACUACGAUACCCCUCGGUGAAAGUCUUACUUCCGAAGAUGAAGCUGUUAUUUCUGUUGCAAUCCUGGACACAUUUACAACUCAGUUGUCGUUCCCUACUCAGCUCGUAGACCCACCUUACCUUCUCACGCAACUCAAAAGUCAUCAGAAGCAAGCCUUAUGGUUCAUGGUUCAACGUGAAACUGGUUGGAACAUGGGUGAGCAUGGAAAGGAUGUCUGGUCUCAACAACACGAUUCCCACGGGCAGGCAAUGUGA